Molecule: messenger RNA, 759 nt
Organism: Thalassophryne amazonica
Lineage: Eukaryota; Metazoa; Chordata; Actinopteri; Batrachoidiformes; Batrachoididae
Product: cell wall protein DAN4-like
Exons: 1
Coding region: 1-759 (252 amino acids)
Source: RefSeq, a predicted model, not a curated record
AUGCCCACCACCACUACAACAGGGACAGCAUCCACUACUACAUCACCUACUGCCAUCACUUCUACAACCACAACACCCACCACCACCACAACAGGGACAGCAUCCACCACGACCUCUACAAGCACAACACCCACCACAACAGGGACAGCAUCCACCACCAUAUCACCCACUACCACCACCUCUACAAGCACAACACCCACCACCACCACAACAGGGACAGCAUCCACCACGACCUCUACAAGCACAACACCCACCAUAACAGGGACAGCAUCCGCCACCACAUCACCCCUUGCCACCACCUCUACAAGCACAACACCCACCACCACCACAACAGGGACAGCAUCCACCGCAUCACCCACUACCACCACCUCUACAACCACAACACCCACCACAUCAGGGUCAGUAUCCACCACCACAUCACCCACUACCACCACUUCUACAACCACAAUACGUACCACAGCAGGAGCAGCAUCCACAACAUCACCUAUUGCCACCACUUCUACAACCACAAUGCCCACCACCACUACAACAGGGACAGCAUCCACCACCACAUCACCCACUACCACCACCUCUACAAGCACAACACCCACCACCACCAUAACAGGCACAGCAACCACCACCACAUCAUCCACUUCCACUGCCUCUACAAGCACAACAUCCACCACAACAGGGACAGCAUCCUCCACCACAUCACCUACUGCCACCACCUCUGCAAGCACAACACCCACCACAAAUGCUACAGGUACAAUAGCCACUUAA